Insectozyma verbasci is the source of this 2580-nucleotide messenger RNA. The record is from the annotation of a GenBank genome assembly. NCBI's taxonomy places the organism in Eukaryota, Fungi, Ascomycota, Pichiomycetes, Serinales, Debaryomycetaceae.
AUGUAUGUUUUUAAAAGGGAUGGUCGUAAGGAACCUGUAAGGUUUGAUAAAAUUACAGCAAGAGUUCAAAGAUUAUCGUAUGGGUUAGAUUCAAAUCAUGUUGAACCGGUUGCAGUUACUCAAAAAGUCAUUUCAGGUGUUUAUCAAGGUGUUACCACUAUUGAAUUAGAUAAUUUAGCUGCUGAAACUGCUGCUACUAUGACUACUAUUCAUCCAGAUUAUGCUGUUUUGGCAGCAAGAAUUGCUGUUUCAAAUUUACAUAAACAAACAACUAAACAAUAUUCACAAGUUUCAAGACAAUUAUAUGAGUAUAUUAAUCCUAAAACUGAUAAACACUCACCUAUGAUUUCCGAGGAAACUUGGAAAAUCAUACAAGAACACGAAGAUGAGUUAAAUUCAGCUAUUGUUUAUGAUCGUGAUUUUAAUUAUAAUUAUUUUGGUUUUAAAACUUUAGAAAGAUCUUAUUUAUUAAGAAUUAAUGGUAAAGUUGCUGAAAGACCACAACAUUUAAUAAUGAGAGUUGCCAUUGGUAUUCAUGGUAAUGAUAUUCCAAGAGUUUUGGAAACUUAUAAUUUAAUGUCACAAAGAUAUUUUACUCAUGGUUCACCAUGUUUAUUUAAUGCUGGUACUCCAAAUCCACAAAUGUCUUCAUGUUUCUUAAUUGCUAUGAAAGACGAUUCAAUUGAAGGUAUAUAUGAUACUUUAAAAACUUGUGCUUUAAUUUCAAAAUCAGCUGGUGGUAUUGGUUUACACAUUCAUAAUAUUAGAUCUACUGGUGCUUAUAUUGCUGGUACAAAUGGUACAUCAAACGGUAUUAUUCCAAUGGUUAGAGUUUUCAAUAAUACUGCUAGAUAUGUAGAUCAAGGUGGUAAUAAAAGACCAGGUGCUUUUGCUUUAUAUAUUGAACCAUGGCAUAGUGAUAUUUUUGAUUUUAUUGAUAUUAGAAAAAAUCAUGGGAAAGAAGAAAUUAGAGCAAGAGAUUUAUUCCCUGCGUUAUGGGUUCCUGAUUUAUUCAUGAAAAGAGUUGAACAAAAUGGUAAUUGGACAUUAUUUUCACCAAAUGAAGCUCCUGGUUUAAGUGACGUUUACGGUGAUGAAUUUGUUGAAUUAUAUGAAAAAUAUGAAGCUGAAGGUAGAGGUAGACAAACUAUUAAAGCUCAAAAAUUAUGGUAUAGUAUUUUAGAAGCUCAAACUGAAACUGGUACUCCAUUCAUGUUAUAUAAAGAUGCAUGUAAUAAAAAAUCAAAUCAAAAGAAUUUAGGUACUAUUAAAUCUUCAAAUUUGUGUUGUGAAAUUGUUGAAUAUUCAGCUCCAGAUGAAGUUGCUGUUUGUAAUUUAGCUUCAAUUGCUUUACCAUCAUUUGUUGAACAAGAUGAAAAACAUUGUUGGUAUAACUUUAACAAAUUACAUGAUGUUACUAAAGUUGUCACAAGAAAUUUAAAUAGAGUUAUUGAUAGAAAUUAUUAUCCAGUUGAAGAAGCUAAAAACUCAAAUAUGAGACAUAGACCAAUUGCUUUAGGUGUUCAAGGUUUAGCUGAUGCAUUUAUGUCAUUAAGAAUACCAUUUGAUUCACAAGAAGCUAGAGAAUUAAAUAUUCAAAUUUUUGAAACUAUUUAUCAUGCAGCAGUUGAAGCUUCAAUUGAAUUAGCAAAAGAAGAAGGUGCGUAUGAAACUUAUCAAGGUUCACCAGCAUCAAAAGGUUUAUUACAAUUUGAUUUAUGGAAUAGAAAACCAACAGAAUUAUGGGAUUGGGAUUCAUUAAAACAAGAUUUAGCAAAACAUGGUAUGAGAAAUUCAUUAUUAGUUGCACCAAUGCCAACCGCUUCAACUUCACAAAUUUUAGGUAAUAAUGAAUGUUUUGAACCAUAUACUUCAAAUAUUUAUUCAAGAAGAGUUUUAGCAGGUGAAUUCCAAAUUGUUAAUCCAUUUUUAUUAAAAGAUUUAGUCGAUUUAGGAAUAUGGAAUGAUUCAAUGAAAAGUAGUAUUAUAAGUAACAAUGGUUCAAUUCAAGCAUUACCAAAUAUUCCAGAUGAAAUUAAAGCAUUAUAUAAAACAGUUUGGGAAAUUUCUCAAAAACAUAUAAUUGAUAUGGCUGCUGAUAGAGCUGCAUUUAUAGAUCAAUCACAAUCAUUAAAUAUUCAUAUUAAAGAUCCAACUAUGGGUAAAUUAACAAGUAUGCACUUUUAUGGUUGGAAGAAAGGUUUGAAAACUGGUAUGUACUAUUUAAGAACACAAGCUGCAUCUGCUGCUAUUCAAUUUACAAUUGAUAAAGAUGUUGCUGAUAGAGCUGGUUCAGCUAUUGCAUCAUUAGAUAAAUUAAAUAGAAGAAAAUAUUCAAGUAAAAAACUAAAUAAUGAUAGUGAAAUUAGUGAAUCACAAAGUAAAUCACCAUCAACUGAACCAACAUCAUUAGAAAAUUCAGUUGCUGAAUUGAAAAUUAAAGAAGAGUCAAAAGAUGAAGAUGAAACUUCAGUAGAAGAUAAAAGAACAAUAGAAGAAAUUGAAGCUGAUAUAUAUAGUUCAAAAGUUAUUGCUUGUGCUAUUGAUAAUCCUGAAUCAUGUACAAUGUGUUCAGGUUAG